This is a messenger RNA of Calypte anna (Anna's hummingbird), 1197 nucleotides long. RefSeq names its product free fatty acid receptor 4 (gene FFAR4). Lineage: Eukaryota; Metazoa; Chordata; Aves; Apodiformes; Trochilidae. Gene Ontology annotation, molecular function: G protein-coupled receptor activity. The record is from RefSeq and is a predicted model, not a curated record. The transcript has 3 exons. Bases 21 to 1088 code for a protein of 355 amino acids. Gene Ontology annotation, biological process: G protein-coupled receptor signaling pathway. Gene Ontology annotation, cellular component: membrane.
CAUGCCUGCUGGCCAUCUCAAUGCUGGGGUCGAGGGGCGCACCAGGGAGGAACAAGACCUUCUUCCCCUUCUUCUCAGACUUCAGGGGACACAAUGUGACGGCCCUGCGCAUAGGGGAGUCUUCUGCCCUGGUCUCCAUCUUCCUGCUGGCCUUGGCGGGAAACAUCUGGGGCAUCUGCCUGCUGAUGCGGCAGCGGCAUCGGCUGUGCGCUGCCAACUGCCUCGUCCUCAAUCUCUUCUGUGCCGACCUGCUCUUCGUCACCGCCAUCCCCUUCAUCACUGUCGUGCGCUGGACCGAGUCCUGGGUUCUGGGCGACGUCGUUUGCCACAUGCUCUUCUACGUGGUGAGCCUCAGCGGCACCGUCGUCAUCCUCUCCCUCUCGGCCGUCAGCCUGGAGCGCGUCGUCAGCAUCGCCCGCCUGCGCCACACCGCCCUCCGCCGCCGCAAGGCGCUGGCCGCCGCCCUCCUCCUCAUCUGGGGCUUCGCAGCCCUCGCCACCCUCCCGCUCUGCUGCUUCUUCACCGUGGUGCGGCUGCCCGCUGCCGGCGGCGAGGAUGUUCAGAUUUGCACCUUGGUUUGGCCCAGCAUUGCAGGAGAAAUAGCUUGGGAUGUGACCUUUGCUAUUGUUUUCUUUCUAAUACCAGGAUUAGUCAUUGUCAUCAGUUAUUCCAAAAUCUUACAGAUUACAAAAGCAUCAAGAAGGAGUUUAAAUGCUGGUUUAGCCUACUCACAAAACCAUCGGAUACGUGUUUCCCAGCAAGACUACAAACUGUUCCGAGCCCUUUUUUUGCUCAUGAUCUCUUUCUUCAUCAUGUGGGGCCCAAUUACAAUAAUUAUUCUUUUAAUUUUAGUCCAGAAUGGGGAGCAAAAUUUAAAUAUUUUGCCAUCAGUUUUCUUCUGGAUAGUAUUAUUCACUUUUGCCAAUUCUGCUAUCAAUCCAGUGUUGUAUAACGUUGCCUAUUUCAGACGUAAAUGUCAGGAAAUUCUUCUCUGUUGUACAGGGAACCCUGUAAGGCGUGGGGCUGGUAAAGAAACCACUGCAAGAAGUAACCACGAACAACCAAAUUUGUCUUUCAUUACCAGAUAAUUACUUAAAGCCUGGGCUAUGCCACACUUUGGAUGUUAAUGUCUGCAUUAUCCCAGGUUGAAUAGGUCACUGUGUUAUAGUACUCUAUGCCAGAGAAGGAAAAAAAAAA